GUUGUUCGCGCCGUCGUUGACCAAUCCGCAUGCUGUUUAAUCAGCGCGCAUGCGCAGAACCGAGCAGCGCGUCACACAGCUCUUCUAGGUCCAAAAUGGCGCUGUGUUUACGUCUCUGUGUAAUCGUGUAUUAUCUAUAAGAAGUCUCAUGGAAAGCUCUGGUGAUUUUAGUAACACCUGGAAAAGAUAAUUAGACCAUUUAGCUACACCUGUGAUCUACGACAAAUUCGCAGAUCUGUAGCUGUAAAAGUUCACCACCAGGAUGCAGGCUGAGGCCACAGACUCUGCACUGAGAGAGGGCAUAGGGGCUCUGGAUGUGAAGGACACAGAAACACCUGCAGCAGGCAGAGAGGAAGAGACCAACACAGAGCAGCAGGACACAGAGAUGACAGCUGCCACAGAGGAGGACACAACACCCAAGGAUGAAAAGGAUGGAGACACAGAUGCAGUGGAGGGAGAAGUACACAAGGAUGAACCUCGGGCAGACUCUGGGCUGGACGGUGAGGAGGGAAAGCAGGCUGCAGGAGCGGACGGCGAAUGGGAGCUGGCGUACAGCGACGAGGAAAUGGAGGACCCCAAAAACUGGAUGCCCCCUACCGCUGAGAUCAAAAGACUCUAUGAGCUCCUCUCUAAAGGGGAGAAGCUGGAAUUGAACUUUGUGCCCCUUCCCAGGAGGCCCCCUACGCCCGAACGUACACCCUCGCCGGAAAGAGACGACGAGGAAGACAUGGCAAAGGACAGAGAGAGGGAGGAGAGAGACCGCAGGCCUGUAACUCCAACUGAGUUUGACUUUGAUGAAACACAAGCCACUCCGAAAAAUGCCUUCGUGAACAGACGCAGAACACCAGGGUCUUCGGCCCGCUCCUCUGUGAAAAGGGAAGCUCGGCUGGACAAAGUACUCUCGGACAUGAAGCGCCACCGCAAAAUCGAGGAGCACAUCAUGCGCACGGGUCGAGAUCUCUUCAAGAGCGAGAAGAAGCUGGAGGAGGCUUUGUCUCCAAACAGCCAGAAGGAGCGGGAGAAGGAGAGGGAGCGAGACAGCAACCCCAACACCAUCUUCUCCCCGAGACAGAGGAGAUACUGAAGUAUUGAUAAGAGAUGAGGACUUGACCACAGGCAAAUAAGGCCAAUAUGAGCUUUCCAAGGCUUUUUCAAAACUUGAAUUUUUUUAUGUAACAAGUUUUGUAUGUUUUUUAUGUGUGUUUUGUAUGUUGGCAAUAAACAUUUUAACUCUGGAGAAUGUUAACUGCUGUUAUCGGUGAGCAGUAAGGGUGGGUGAUACAAAUAUUUUGUAACAGCGUACGAUCAUGAUAGCAGUAUACAUUGUGAUAUACUAAAGUUUGUUAAACUUCAUGGAUAAAAUAAUAUAAAGAUGUAUUGUUUGAAUUAAAUACCUGGCAAGUGAAGGUAUAUGAUCACAUUUAUACAACAAAAAAAAUCAUAUACAGCCCCCCCUCUCAACCCAUAUUGCAAUAAAGCAGUCCUGCUCAUUAACAGACAUUUCCCACAA
Messenger RNA from Sebastes umbrosus (honeycomb rockfish), 1510 nucleotides. RefSeq names its product PAXIP1 associated glutamate-rich protein 1 (gene pagr1). Bases 263 to 1084 code for a protein of 273 amino acids. NCBI's taxonomy places the organism in Eukaryota, Metazoa, Chordata, Actinopteri, Perciformes, Sebastidae. The transcript is spliced from 5 exons. The record is from RefSeq and is a predicted model, not a curated record.